AUGUCUGACCAUAUCCAGCGUGAGAGGUCUCGCUCGCCCCGUCGCCGUUCUUCUCGCAGUCCUCCCCGACGCACCCGCCGUUCGUACUCCCCUCGCAGUCGCUCCCGCAGCCGUGUGCUUCCGGAGCAGCUGCCCCAGGCUCUCCUUUCGGUGGACGCAGUGGAUACCCCCCCUGCUCGAUUUGAGGACCGCACCGUUGCCAAGGAGAAUAUGAUGCAGACCGUUCGCGAUUCAUCCCAGCAAGACCGCCGGGUCUAUGUGGGCAACCUUUCGUAUGAUGUCAAGUGGCAUCACCUUAAGGACUUUAUGAGACAGGCUGGAGAAGUUCUCUUUGCCGAUGUUUUGCUUCUUCCUAAUGGAAUGUCGAAGGGAUGCGGGAUUGUGGAAUAUGCAACCAGGGACCAAGCACAAAACGCUGUGAAUACGCUCAGCAACCAGAGCCUGAUGGGUCGUCUUGUUUAUGUUCGUGAGGACCGUGAAUCCGAGCCCCGCUUCAUUGGUGGUCCCCCACGCGGUGAUUUCGGCCCCGGUGCCCGAGGUGGUUUCGGUGGUGGUUUCGGAGGCCCCCAGGUGGUGCUGGUGGCGGUGGCCCUUCCUUUCAAUGUUGGCUGGCAAGACUUGAAGGAUCUGUUCCGUUCAGCUGCCCAGCAGGGUGCCGUCAUUCGUGCCGAUGUGCACACCGACCCUACCGGACGUCCUAAGGGAUCCGGUAUCGUUGCCUUUGAGUCCCCUGAUGAUGCGCGCAACGCCAUUGCGCAGUUUAACGGAUAUGAUUGGCAGGGUCGUCCUCUUGAAGUUCGUGAAGAUCGUUUCGCUGGUGGUGGCCCCGGCUUUGGUGGUCGCGGCGGCUAUGGCGGUGGCUUUGGCGGCCGUGGCGGUUUCGGCGGUCCUAUGGGCGGCCGUGGCGGCUUUGGUGGUCGUGGUGGCUUUGGCGGCGGAUUCGGUGGACGUGGCGGUUUCGGAGGUCCUCCUGGGGGCCACGGUGGUUUCCCCGGUGGAUUUGACCAGGGCGCUCCUCCUGUUCCCUCGGGACCCCCCAACCCUUUCACUGAUUAUGCCACUUCCAAUGGCGAGAAGAGUGCUGUCAUCUAUGUUCGCAAUUUGCCCUGGUCCACUUGCAACGAGGACCUGAUUGAUCUGUUCUCCACCAUCGGAAAGGUUGAGCGCGCUGAGAUUCAGUAUGAGCCAAACGGCCGCUCCCGCGGUACUGGUGUCGUUCAAUUUGACAGUCCUGACACUGCUGAAACUGCAAUUGCCAAAUUCUCUGGCUACCAGUACGGUGGUCGUCCUCUAGGCAUCACGUUCGUGAAGUACAUGAACGCUGGUCCGGGUCCUGAAGAAAUGGAAGGCCAAGAGACAACUGGUCUGACCCAGGACCAGAUCAUGUAA
This is a messenger RNA of Penicillium coprophilum, 1389 nucleotides long. RefSeq lists its product as uncharacterized. Gene Ontology annotation, molecular function: mRNA binding. The transcript has 10 exons. NCBI's taxonomy places the organism in Eukaryota, Fungi, Ascomycota, Eurotiomycetes, Eurotiales, Aspergillaceae. Gene Ontology annotation, cellular component: nucleus; cytoplasm. The record is from RefSeq and is a predicted model, not a curated record. The coding region runs from base 1 to 1389 and encodes 462 amino acids.